GGAAAUCGAUAAAAGAGCUAGCCAGUUCCCUAAUGAAGUCCAGAAACCUUGCAUACACUUAUAGAAGACGUGGUGUUCUUGGAGUUCUUAUAUGGUGUUGGUCGGUGGGGAUAUAUAUGGCAAACAGAUACGCUGAGCCCUACAGUUGCUAUGGGGAUGUGUGCAACGAGGGUUCUGACGCACAAUUCUGUGACGUAGUCCUCGGGUACUGUCGUACGUGUGACGAAGUAAAGGACGACUGUUUUUCAAGACUGCAAACUUGUAACUGCUCACAGUUCUGUUCCGAACAUAAGUUGAGACAGGACAUAGAAAAGAUCCGAGUUGGAGAAUGCCAGGUACCGUCGCCGCCAGAGCAUGGUCGGUAUAACGUCAAUACUACUCGGCUACCAUUCGGCGCUACGUUGUCCGUUCUUUGCGAAGCAGGAUAUAUUGUUCGAAACGAACUUCCUAUGAGAUGUGGUGAUUUCUCGACUUGGACUGAAUCUCCGCAGACAUGUGAAGGUUCGCAAACCGAUUGGAAUACAUCGGCUCUAUUUCUUCUUGGUGGAAUUCUAUUUAUGUCAAUUUUAAUAAAUAUCAUAUGUUUGGUGCAAAAGAACCGAGGCAUAUGUACGUUCAAACGAAAGAAAGACAAGAGUCGAGCUGGUAAUGAGCUGCAACCACUAGUUGAUCAAAACCAAAUAGCAUCACAGGCUGAAACAAAUCACCAUACUCACUCACAAAUGACUCUACCGUCGGCGCCUCCUAUACACACCGGAAUUGAUGUAGAAGGCAAUUGCAUAAACGACAAGAACAAUUCUGCAAUCGAUUUGGAUAAAGGCCAUCUUUCAAAUACACCUAUCCACAGUAUAGAAGAAACUAACGGAAUAAAGUCUAGUGCACAUGCCUCUGAUAGUAACUGGCCGCAUGAGUUUACAUCGAAGUACCCUAAUUACCAAGAACAUGACACAAAGCUGACUCCACCUACUAGUCUGGACCACCAAAAUUGCAAAACGAACGUCUCAGUUGUCGUAAUUAUGGAAACUCCUGAGACAACGAAUAAAUCUCUGAAGAAACCAAAUGGUGCGGCUAAACAGCCAGAUAACCUUUCGCAUGACGUCUCCGAUCAGACGGACUCAAAGUAUAUUACAAAGUCAAUGGGAGGUAGUAUACCUGAUGCUUCAACAAAAGGUCCAGUGACCCAGCCUGUAGAUGAAGGAUUCGGAUCGUGGGGAAAUUGAUUAUAGUAACAUUUGAAGCAUCGUUUUCUGCACAACCUUCAAUACAAUUGGAACUGAUUAUACAUCCACUCAUAAAGCUAAAAUAAAAUGAUACAUUUGUACUACUACGUUUGUAAAAUGGUCGUGUUGAACACGUAAAACUGCGCCUUAUGGACAAGUCUCGAUUUAUCUCAAAAGAAGCAGUUUAGUUUCAAAUAAAGACACAUUUGGCAGAAAGACAUAAGCCAUAUAUUAUUGUAGUGCCGUAAUAAUUCAUUAAAAAUGCAUGCUACUUUUGAUUGAUUACCCAUUAUGUUCAUCCGUUAAAUGUGAACAAAGUGUUAACUUGCAGAUGCUUCGUUGAAAUUUGUGAUUGCUGGAUGAAGCUUAAUUUAUUUUAAUCGGGUUUUGUUGAGAAGAUGUAAGUGCACUGACAAGUCGCAUUCUGGUUCCAAUUCAAUCUCUUUCAUUUGUAAUGUUAAUACCUUAAUUGUUUUCUCUCUUAAAGUAUUUGUUUUGGUAUUUCAAUCAUUGAAUGUUUUUAAAAUAAUUGACGUUUGAAUAAGUUGCUAAAUGGUACGUUCUUUCUAUAUUUACUUGAUUGAUUUACGUCGUUACGACUGUUCAAUUAUUCAUUGAUGACAAUCUAACAAAUUGCAUGAAAUAUUUCAUAUUUAUUCAUUUAAUAUCAACAUGCAUAAGAAAUCAUUUUAAAUGAUGGGGUUACGUGUUAAACGGUAAAACCAUUGUUUGUUGAUAUAAAUACUGAUUACAAUUAUAUUUGGUACAUCAUUUGAAAUUGAUCUCUUCAUGUUAAUCACCUACGCCUUUAUAUUCAAAAUGAUAUUCAUAAAGAAAAUUUCAAUCAUGAAAACGUGUAAAUAUCUUAAAAUGAUUGACAGCUUAAAAUCACCUCAUAUCGUAACAAACAAUUUGUUUUAAGAGUACCUACACAGAUAGGCAAAGUAAACUUCAAUAAUGUAUAAGAGAGGGGAGAAUUAAGACUUGGGAAUAAAAAUGACGUGUUCGCACUUUAAAUAUAUUGUCAUUUUUUGUUUUUACUUACAACAUUACACUACUUGGAAUGGUCUGAAAUAGGUAUAAUAGCGGAAACAAAACGUUGAUAAAAAUGUUUUGCCUUUUACGGGAAUCGAACCAGGGACUUUUCAAUGCGACCUUUUUUACUUGACAUCUACAUCUCUGAGAUAUUUUACAUCCAAAGUUGUAUGUAAGAAGAAAUAUCUUGUUUUCAUUUUGAUUAAAUUAUUGCAGUUGUACGCACAUACUCGAGGACCGUUCGGGACCGUUCGGGGUAAAGGAAAUUUAUGAUAUUACUAGUAAACAAAGGGUAUUACAUAUUUAAAACCUUAAAACAAUUAGCUCUUCAUUUACAAUUAAACAAAAUUUGUCUAUUGUCACCUUUGCAUUUAGGUGCAGAAUUUGAAUGUUGUUUGCAAUACAUUUGACAAAAGACUCGCUGACGAAAUAUUCUUAGUGAAAAUGUAACAGUUUGAAAUAAGGAUAGACAAAUUUAUGAUGAUGUAAUUUUUGUUCUUUGUAUAUAGUAAGAUUUGUUUGUAAAAUUGUGUUGACAUAAAUUUGAUAAUAUAUACAUUGCCAUUGAUCUAUGUUGUUAACAUGUGCUUCAUGUGAUAUGCCUGAAGUGAUGUGGAUUAUUUCGGUGAUAAGUGUGCUUCCCAUGCAUCAAAAUAUGAUAAUUUAAACGUUGACAUGUGAAAUAGUCAUGAUUUACUAUAUUUUUGCAACUACAUGUUACGCAAUGAUGAAUAAUUAUA
This is a messenger RNA of Dreissena polymorpha, 2995 nucleotides long. RefSeq lists its product as uncharacterized. The record is from RefSeq and is a predicted model, not a curated record. Lineage: Eukaryota; Metazoa; Mollusca; Bivalvia; Myida; Dreissenidae. Bases 33 to 1220 code for a protein of 395 amino acids. The transcript is spliced from 8 exons.